Messenger RNA from Neurospora tetrasperma FGSC 2508, 1068 nucleotides. RefSeq lists its product as uncharacterized. Bases 158 to 895 code for a protein of 245 amino acids. The transcript has 4 exons. The record is from RefSeq and is a predicted model, not a curated record. Lineage: Eukaryota; Fungi; Ascomycota; Sordariomycetes; Sordariales; Sordariaceae.
CCGGUUCACACCUCUUGAGUAAAAGGUCUGACUGUUGCUUGAGGUCCCAGAUAAUACUGGAGCUCUUGAGUGAUGACUUUUUUGUGGAUAUCCAAUUGUGGGAUCCAGUACUUGUUCAUUGACGACAUUUCGGCUUCCUGGAUGAUUCAAGGGGACAAUGACUCCUCAAUUGCUGGUAUCGAGCUACAGAGCUGGGCAGAGGUCUCGUUAUAUAUCUCGCGCACGGAGCGCCAAAGGCCUCAAUCGGCUGACAAUGGCCUAUUUGGCAUGUUUGCUGUCGAAGAGGGGCGUCCAGAUCGGGUCACCAAGUAUAUUGUUCAUCGUUGGGCCUACACCGCUUGAUUUACUCUGGCCACUGCAAGGGCACAUAAUUCUGCAUGUCCAUGGUAUGCUGCGUUGUAGUACUCAAGCUUUGGUCGGUUUGAAUGCUUGUUUUCUUACUGGUUCCCCCAUCUACCCUGUGCUUGAGCCACCGGAAACCUUCUUUUGCCUCACGUUUCAAACGUUUUUAUAUAUACCUACAACGAGCUGGGACGCCAAAGUGAAUCCGGGUACAGUAACUACCCCUACCGUCGCAAGCACCCCCUUUUGCGAACACGUGCAAAUUGACCCAUUAGUUGCAAAGGUUUCUGCUGCCCGAAGUCACAGUUCUGUAUCUACCUCUACUGUGUACGUUCCAACCCAGGAUUCAGCCUCUCCUUGCCCUGGGAAGGAAGGCAGCUUUGCUGCCGCCCCGAACACUAGAGGGAGUAUAAAUUACUACCCUAAACCACGUUUUUGUCUCACUGAGGGGCCUGCAGCCCUAUAUGGUCGGCUGUCCGAUGAAUCGUGGUUCCAGGCCGAACACCAGGCAUCUUCUCCAGCUUGGCCUUUACCCCUUAUGCUUACCAGCUGAGAGCAUGUUUGCUUCGUGAUAUCGCACGAGGUACACGUUCGAUUCUUCGAAACCACUGGUGUGGCAACCUGAGCUGUAAAAGACGACGGCUGACGCACAGCGACGUUUUUGGUUACUAUUCGAACCCAUCUUCUUCGCAGCGGUAACUAGCGCGAACGCACUUAUCUUGCACA